AUGGACCCUGCCUCAGUCUACGCCUCUCUCCCACUGGAUCGAGCGCAAAAGGAAAUCCGGGUCAUUGAAAUACUCGAAAUUUCUCCACAGCUUCGAUGCAGGCUCAGCAAAGCAUCAUUGUUGCACAAUCCAAAAUUCUGUGCUCUGUCUUACGUCUGGGGCGCUUCAAAGGAAUCUCAAGACAUCAUCGUCAAUGAUGUGACUUUUUCAGUGACGAAAAGUCUUGCCGACGCUCUCACCAAUGUUCGCAUCCACUGGGAAGAGUUCUUCUCGACAUGGAAUCGAGAAGAGUUCUUCUCGUAUCAAGACCGAGAAAAACCCUUCCCGCGUCUAUGGGCUGAUGCGCUUUGCAUCAAUCAAGCCGACAAUGCAGAAAAAGGCCAUCAAGUGCCUUUGAUGAAAAAUAUCUACUCUUCUGCUCAAGUCACAUUUUGCUCUUUGGACGCGAUAUCUCCGAGAUCCAACAUUCCUGCUGCGAUUGACCUCAUUCACGAGAUUGCUUCACGACUCGACCAGAAACAUCCUGACACUGGACCAGAGACUGCUGCAAGCAUCCUGGAAAAUCUUCCAGCGCGACGAUUCUACAAAAAAGCCGGACACGAACGUUGGCAAGCAAAGAACUACCAACGCGAAGCCGAUCAAGUGAACAUCAUCAACGACUUCAGUGAACUGCAAUACUGGGAGCGAGCAUGGAUAGUUCAAGAGCUUGUUGUGUCGAGACAAGUAGUGUUGUACUAUCGGAAAAGCUCAAUCAGCCUCGAGCCAUUUACGCGAGUCGUCCAGUGGGUUUCGAAAUUACUCACGGAAUUGCGUGCGCCAACCAGUCUUCCGCAAAGGGCUCUACCACAUGAACAACUGAUGAUAGCGAAUAGUCUGAACAAAUUCGGGACAAUCAACAAGAUACGCACCCUGCGGAAACUCUAUCACUGCACCUGUCCGCAAGUUCACGACAUGCGCUUGCUUUGGGUCGAAGGCGCUUCAUUCCGAGCUACGAACCCAAAGGAUCACGUAUACGCGCUAUGCGGCAUCGCCAAUCUCGAUAUACCACCACGAUACGACGAGAGUGUAUCUGUUGCAGAAGUGUACAUUGAAUUCUGCGUGGAGCAGACAAAGAUUCCCAUCUUUGCACCGCUGAACUUCCUCACUUAUGCAGGACUGUCGAAUGGAGAUCCAGCGAAGCUUGGCUUACCUACCUGGGUACCGAACUUCCCAGAUUGUGCAGAGGCAUUUGGAGUUCCCAUUCAUAUCUGUUUACCGCAUGUGCGGAAGGCAAAGAUAUGGAAAGACUGUAUUGGAAGCGUCGAGGAUAUCUCGAUCCGCGAUCGAAGUCUGCAUACAACAUCACUUCAUAUCGGCUGCAUAUCAGACAUCAGCCCAACUCUUAGCACCGACGAAGACAUACCUGGUUUCCUUCCUCAUCUCUACAAGAUGCUAGACGAUGCAUUUAAAGCUACAGAGACUCCUUAUCGUAAGGACUCUCAUCCCUUUCUCAAGUUGGCUAGUGCUUUCUACCACGCCAGGAUUCCCAACAAAGUAUGGAAUACAAUCGAACUGAUCAGGGUGGCGAGAAUGUUUCUCUACCUCCAUCUGUCAGUCCUCAUUUCCGAUGGAAAGUACAAGUAUGAUGAGAGCUACUGGGAGGACUUUCCUAAGAACAUCUGCUGUGAUCUGGAACGCUACCUAGAGGUAGGAGACUUGGAAGAUGAACCAUAUUUCAGAUUCUUCGUGAGGAUCAUAAGUGACAAGUCGUUUGACGGGGUUGAUUGGCCGCGCAAUGCCUUCGGUGAUGUCAAUCAUUUUUCGAGGGGUGUUCGAGUGGGACGUACAACAGGGAACGAGUUUGCACUGGUUCCUCCGCAAGCAGAAGUAGGGGACGAGAUAGUGUUGUUAACUGGUUGCUACAGCCUGCCUUUGAUCAGAAAGGUGGAAGAGCAUUAUAUUUAUAUUGGGCGGGUGGGUUUUGCUGAAGAGAUUGUUGAGAAGAAGCUUGAUGAAUACAAGGCGGGCCAGGAAAAGUUGGAGCAUGUCGAACUUCAGUAG
Molecule: messenger RNA, 2040 nt
Organism: Fusarium pseudograminearum CS3096
Lineage: Eukaryota; Fungi; Ascomycota; Sordariomycetes; Hypocreales; Nectriaceae
Exons: 1
Coding region: 1-2040 (679 amino acids)
Source: RefSeq, a predicted model, not a curated record